AUGGACGCUGAGAACAGCCAGAAGAACAUCGAGCGCCUGGCGCGUGUUCGUGAGAACCAGCGAAAGAGCCGAGCGCGAAAGCAGGAGUAUGUCCGUGAGCUAGAGCAACGACUGGCGACUUUCAAAAAUGAAGCCCAGCAGAAAGACAUCCAGCAUCGGCUGGCCAGCCAGAAACUCGAAGCGGAGAACCGCCACUUGAGGACGUUACUAGGGUCUCUUGGAAUCUCGGCGGAGCUGGUUCAACAGUAUCUACAAAUCGCCGAUCAAGGCACGGCGGUCAAUCGAAAAGUCGCGAUCCCUGCGAUGCAGCGACCGGUAGAGAUGCCCGUAUUGUCACCGUCUAGUUCCUCAGAGACCAACCCACGGUCAAGCUCUGCGCGCGCAAGCGCCUCGAGUGCAUGUAGCAUGGCGACUGAUGGCUCAACCCCGAGGGAGACCGGCGGUACACCUACUUCCUAUACACAAAUAGCUUCCGCUCCUAAUGCUUGUGCUCCAAUUGCUCCUGCACCGAGUGCUUGUGCGCCGACAGCUUGCGCUCCCACAGCUUGCGCGCCAAGUAGUUGUGGACCAACCGGCUGCACACCCGUGAAAGUUGAGCCGAAAGAGCCACAGCUAUUACAACAACCCUUACAAGAACCUUCGCAACAAUCCUCUCAACAAUCAUCGCAACAGGCGUUGCAACAGCCGCCGCAACAGCCGUCGAUCCAGCCGAAGCUCGCGAAUCCUUCCCUCUGCGAUUGCUCACCAGGCGACGCGAUGGCCGAGUGUGACGAUGAUCUACUGAACACGACUCUUUGUAGCAUGGCAGAAGAAUUGAUCAACCAGUACAAUAUAAACGGCAUCGAUAUUGAGGAAAUCCGAAAAAGACUCUGGGCUGGAUUCAAAGCCGGGGCUAGAGGGGAUGGCUGCCGAGUUGAGAAUCAAGUCUUGUUCCAAGUUUUGGACGAGAUCAGCAACGGCAUGUGA
Messenger RNA from Penicillium cataractarum, 966 nucleotides. RefSeq lists its product as uncharacterized. Bases 1 to 966 code for a protein of 321 amino acids. The transcript has 2 exons. NCBI's taxonomy places the organism in Eukaryota, Fungi, Ascomycota, Eurotiomycetes, Eurotiales, Aspergillaceae. The record is from RefSeq and is a predicted model, not a curated record.